This is a messenger RNA of Strongylocentrotus purpuratus (purple sea urchin), 1100 nucleotides long. RefSeq lists its product as uncharacterized. NCBI's taxonomy places the organism in Eukaryota, Metazoa, Echinodermata, Echinoidea, Camarodonta, Strongylocentrotidae. The coding region runs from base 2 to 976 and encodes 324 amino acids. The transcript has 3 exons. The record is from RefSeq and is a predicted model, not a curated record.
UAUGGCAACGCUAUGCAUCAAUUCUUCUAACAGCGAGAUGUCAGAGGCAGAGGGCAGCAUACUACUUUCGCUUCCAAUGGCAGCAGCCGAUAAAGUUGAGGACGCGACCGAAUUGUUUUCGCGCCCGGUUUGUUCCUUCACGUUAACGAGCCAAUCGCCAUUCGACAGGCUUAUUCUAGUUCUUCCAAACGUCACAGAUUCUCCCGACACCACGUGCACAGAGCGGUCCAAUCACGAUCGGGUAGAGCUCAGACUUUUGAAUGGACCAAUGACAAACGAGGUCUAUCCAUCGGAGCCGUACUGGAACCUGUGCACAUCGGCGACUACGUCAUCACCAUCGCUAUCAUCGUCGAGGGCUAACUGGACCAAUCACACAGUGUUAACCGAAGAAUCCUUGUCAUUCCAACGAAUAUUCGUCACUUCUGGACCGAGUGUGGAUGUAUUCUUAGAUUUUUCCGCCGCUAUUGAUAGCAUUAUGGGUUACGCCAUGGACGAAUUAGACGGCCGCGAUAGCAUUUCAAUUUUUUACAAGUCUUUCAGUAGCAACGCACAAUUAGAAGAUGAUCUAUGUAUCCAAUGCACUUCGAAUGACUCAUGGGCCUGGCAAGCAGACAUCUGCUCAGAUAUAUAUCUCAACUGCUCCUAUCCAAUCCUUCCUUCAAGCGACGAUGCUCAAGACAAGAAAGUCAUCAUUAAUUGCAUUCCUCCAGAUAAAAUAUGUAAGAAGCCUAAGUCAGAGCUGAUGAGCAUCUUGAUGGCUGGUGUCAUCGUCCUCACCAUCAUCUUCGUAUCCUUCCACUGCAGUCCCGGCGGCAGCAGCCCAUCACGCCGUCCCGGCGCCAUGGACAUCAUGCUACGGGACGACAUCUCACGACGGGGCGGCGGUGGUCUCGGGGGAGGUCGUGCUCCGUUCGGGAAUACCUCGUACAAGGUCCAAGCACCUACUGUCGGCAAGGGACCCGUCAGUCAAGUAUGACGAAUGCCCCUCGGAUAGGGAGCAUAGUUUAUUUAUUGAAGUCCGCUUUACCUGCGCAACGAGUCUGUCCGAUUAUUUUUUUAAUCGCAUAUAAUCUAUCAUCCAAUCGCUGAACAGCACAGAG